Messenger RNA from Morchella importuna, 1320 nucleotides. RefSeq lists its product as uncharacterized. Gene Ontology annotation, molecular function: ATP binding; protein serine/threonine kinase activity. Gene Ontology annotation, biological process: meiotic recombination checkpoint signaling; protein phosphorylation. Bases 1 to 1320 code for a protein of 439 amino acids. The transcript is spliced from 7 exons. NCBI's taxonomy places the organism in Eukaryota, Fungi, Ascomycota, Pezizomycetes, Pezizales, Morchellaceae. Gene Ontology annotation, cellular component: nucleus; cytoplasm. The record is from RefSeq and is a predicted model, not a curated record.
AUGGAUACCAGUACUUUACUGAGAGAGCAUACGUCAGGCAUUCAGUCAAUUCUCCUACAACUCGUAGAGACAGACACUCCUGCGGGGGUCUUGAUUCCACGGCGUAUUCAGGAGCUCAAUCGUCAACUUAUGAUCAUCGAAGAAUUGUUCAUGAACCAUGAUCUUUCUGGGGGGUCGUCUAGGUUUGCAUCGGAGUACCUGCUACAGUAUUUGACACCCUUAAAGAGAGACCCCGAGGGACUUAGAGCACUCAGAUCCAGAAUCAAUUUCAAUGAGGAACGUAAUAACUGGAUUGACCAACACGUAAAGAAUUUACGAAGUGCUUUCGAACCCAUGGUUACCAUUGGUCUCCCUACCCGGGAGAUGAGUGACAUACGCAUACAGCUUGAGUUCUUGAAGCAUUUGUUGAACUCAAUGAACAAAGGCAGCACCUUCGGACCAACCGCUCUCUCGCCUCACACCCCAACAGAAGCCUCACAGUCACCCUUUAUUCAAUCUUCGGAAGGCGCGAGGGAGCCACUUUUCCCAAACGCAGAUGGAGAUAUUGAAAGUUAUAGAAUGAACACGGAACAUUUCAAUGGUUAUGUGGUACACGAAGAAGAGCUGUCAAGCGGUUUUAGGAGGAAAUCAACUUGGGACUUGAAAGGGGAGAUUGAACGGGGGUCAGCAGGAGGUGUUUAUCUGCAACGGGAAUGUGAGAGGGGAACUUUGCGAGCUGUUAAAGCGGUUAUUCUCAUCAUAUCAGCACGUUUCCACGUACAUAUGCUAAAUUUUCUACUCCAGUACGACCAUCUUUUCGUCCAAUUCCUUGGUUGCGCCAAAAGCAUAGCGAUUCAAACCUUGGAGGGGCUCGAAGUCAUGUAUAGUAAGCAUAUAUAUCAUCGCGAUAUAAAGCCACAGAAUAUUCUAGUUGCAUGCCUUAAUCCUAUCUUAGUCAAAAUUACCGAUUUUGGGGUAUCGAAACAAGCGCUUGGAACCUUUUUGACCACUCGUUGUGGAACCGCACUAUACAGCGCACCCGAGACAAUCGGCAUUAUAUCCAGCGGCCUAAAUCAACCAAAGUUCCCCGAUUUUGUCUUAGAUAUAUGCCAUUCGGAAUACUGGACCGAUUUGGCCUCGUUGAUCCAGUACUGCCAGGACAAGCUGGAUUUCCCGACGCAGACUCUGAGGAGUUCAAAUAUACAAGACGAUGCGAUCGAAUUUGUAAAGGGGCUUCUCGCUGGGGGUCCGCAGGAUAGGCCGACGGCGAUCAGCACUUUGUCGAACCCAUGGUUGACCGGGGCAGAUGGAUGUCUUACGUUCCAGAAGAUAUCCGACUAA